Messenger RNA from Lodderomyces beijingensis, 1212 nucleotides. Lineage: Eukaryota; Fungi; Ascomycota; Pichiomycetes; Serinales; Debaryomycetaceae. The record is from the annotation of a GenBank genome assembly.
AUGCCCGACGAAGCCAAAACUCUUCAAGCGAUCAAGUUCGACACGGAGAAAAUUAAGCUCGAGAUCUUGGACCAACUAGUUCUCCCCUACUCGACCACGUACAUCCCCAUCGCAACCACCACCGAUGCCUUCCACGCCAUCAAGUCGAUGCAAGUGCGCGGUGCGCCAGCGAUCGCCAUCGUCGGUGCGUUCUCUGUGGUGGUGGACACUUUCAACCACCUCCAAUCCGGCAACGGCGAACGCACCAUUGCCGAUUUGAAACUGGCGUUGGCUCAUUUGAUCAAGUCGCGCCCUACCGCGGUCAACUUGGCCAAUGCCCUAAACGACAUCUCGCUGAUUCUAUCCGCUUACGACGAUGAACACAAGGUGGAUCACGAAGUAUACGAUAAGAUUUACAAGUACGCAGUGCAGUUGUACGACGACGACCUCGCGAACAACUUCAAGAUCGGCGACAAUGGCUUAAACUACAUCGUCGAGUCGCUCAAGCUGGAAAAUUUCACCGGUCCAUUUUCAAUCAUCACGAUAUGUAAUACUGGGUCCUUAGCUACCUCAGGACACGGCACUGCUCUAGGUAUCAUCCGCUCCACCUUUCUGAAAUUGAACCAAGAAACCAGCAACCACGAGUUCUACUUGGAUCACGUCUACCCCUGCGAAACGAGACCGUAUAACCAAGGCGCCAAGCUCACCACGUACGAGUUAGCGUACGAAUCAAUCCCAUUCACGCUCAUCUGCGACAACAUGGUGUCGUCAUUGAUCGCGAGCUUGAGCCACUCCAAAGUCAUCCACGGCAAGUCAUCACCGGUGAAAUUCAUUAUUGUGGGAGCUGAUCGAAUCGUCAAGAAUGGCGAUACCGCAAACAAGAUCGGCACCUUCCAACUUGCGACGAUUGCUUCCUUUUUCAACGCGACGCAAAAUGCAAACAUCAAGUUUAUUGUCGCUGCGCCGCGAACCACGAUUGAUUUAGAUACUGCGGAUGGCGCUGGAAUCAGGAUCGAGGAGAGACCUCAAAAGGAGUUGACUACGCUUGUGGGGCCCGUGUUGAAUGGACUGCAAGUUGGCGAGAAGAUCACGGUUGGGAUCGCGACCCCUGGUAUAACCGUGUGGAACCCCGCAUUCGAUGUGACUCCGCAUGCGUUGAUUGAUGGUAUCAUUACGGAAAAUCCAAAGGCUUACGUCAAGGACAAAGAUGGCAACUACAAUUUAUCCGCAUGA